This is a messenger RNA of Metarhizium brunneum ARSEF 3297, 792 nucleotides long. It is a transcript of the gene PRE7, whose product is annotated as Proteasome subunit beta type-6. NCBI's taxonomy places the organism in Eukaryota, Fungi, Ascomycota, Sordariomycetes, Hypocreales, Clavicipitaceae. The record is from RefSeq and is a predicted model, not a curated record. Gene Ontology annotation, cellular component: proteasome core complex.
AUGGCCGCCAUGUUUAGCCAAAACCCGGUCAUGAAUGGCCCCAACUACUCCUUUUCGGAUGCUCCCAGGACGAAUGGAGAGCCUCGCGAGCAUCGCUUCAAUCCUUACACCGACAAUGGCGGUUCCACGCUAGGUAUCGCUGGUGCCGACUUCACCAUCAUGGCCGGAGAUACCAGACACACCAGCGGCUAUAGCAUCAACUCCCGAAUGGCGCCCAAAGUUUUCAAGAUUGGUGGUUCAACCUCAUCGCAGGAUGAUGCAACCAUUGUACUCUCUGUUUGUGGAUUCGCUGCCGAUGGCACCGCCUUGAGAGACCAGCUCGACACCAUCUGCAAGAUCUAUCGCUACCGGCACGGCAAGCCUAUGACGCUGAAUGCCUGCGCCAAGCGGUUGUCCACAAUUCUAUACCAGAAGCGGUUCUUCCCAUACUAUGUGACAGCCAUGUUAGGCGGCCUGGAUGAAGAGGGAAAGGGUGCUGUGUAUUCGUACGAUCCUGUCGGUAGCUACGAACGAGAGCAGUGCCGAGCCGGUGGUGCUGCGGGAAGCUUGAUUAUGCCUUUCCUUGAUAACCAGGUCAACUUCAAGAAUCAGUAUGUCCCCGGAAGUGGUGAAGGCCACAAUCUGCAAGAGAGAGAGCGCCAUCCCCUGUCUAGAGCUCAAGUCGAGACCAUUAUCAAGGAUGCCUUUGAUGGCGCGGUGGAGCGUCAUAUUGAGGUUGGCGAUGCCCUUCAGAUGCUCAUCAUCACCAAGGAUGGUAUUGAGGAGACCAUACUUCCGAUGAAGAAAGAUUAA